This is a messenger RNA of Sebastes umbrosus (honeycomb rockfish), 1298 nucleotides long. RefSeq lists its product as uncharacterized. NCBI's taxonomy places the organism in Eukaryota, Metazoa, Chordata, Actinopteri, Perciformes, Sebastidae. Bases 81 to 1016 code for a protein of 311 amino acids. The record is from RefSeq and is a predicted model, not a curated record. The transcript is spliced from 2 exons.
AGGUACUGUUGUCUAGUUGAAUCUUUUUCACAGAGAUUGCUCUCAGUUAAAUCUUCAUCAACUGACAAAUUGACAUCAAGAUGGGGAACAUGCACUGCCCUGCUGAGGAUGCAGCCCUCCUGGCCUCUGUUGCUCGAGACAUCUGCCCUUUCCCAAGCUACAACCCCAAUCCUCUUUUCGUCAACAUGUUGUCUGUCAACUAUUCACUUCACCUGAGGGACCAUUACAGGACAGUGCAGUCCUCCCUAACCCCCAAGCAGCUGGAGGACUUCACCCAGGGCCUGAGGACCACUUUUGGCAGGGAGGGCAAAGUCACUCUUGGUGGGGUGGGGGUAGUGGCCCUGUCCCUGGCUGUGCUGUUUGACACUCUUGCCAGACAGGCCAGGGGAGUGUGGGUGUCAGACUCAGGGCCCAUUACAGGUUUAUUUCUCAAAGACCUGAGAGGGUACUACCCACCGCAUGCCUACACAGCCAGCGAGUACCUGAGGCUGGUACCCCACAUUGCAAACAACCCCACCAGGAUGAGAGAGGAGUCAGAGAGGUAUCUCAAGCAGUUCAUAAUUGAUGACCAAUCUUGGGACAAAUUGGGAGAAAACAACACGAUACCGAUGGACGACAUCACAGUAGUCAAUAGGAUGCUGGGACACUUCUUUGCAGUCGGUUUGAAGCUUCAUCUCCUCCGCAUCAAAAACGCUACGGCUGAUAAAUUAAUCUCUGAUAGAAGACAACCAUUUGAUAUGACCUUUAAUCUCAACUGUGAUCCAGAAGCUGCUGACAAAGAGUUUUUGACUGAAGUGCAAAAAUCUGUCAUUCGCACCCAAGACGCUUUUAGAAGAUGCAAGCCAAUCAGUAAGCAGGGACCGAAGACAUGGCUGCUCUAUGUUGCAAAGCUAGAAUGGAUAGAUGUACACUUCCUGCCCUUCCAUGCAGCUGGAUAUAGGAGUAUUGAUUCAAUGAUUGCUCAAAGAGAAGAUUUUGAUCUGAAGGCCGAUGCACUCGGAAAAUGGGUAGAGUAGUUCACCGGCCAGUUUCCAAAUAGAGGUGAAAAGAAAAGUACUAAGUUUAUGUGCAAAAGAAAACAAAAAUAAUAGCCAGAUUAGGUAUUGAUAAUGUGUCAUGCAGGGACAACCAGGCAACGUGUCAGAAUGUGAUCAGUCAUAUAGUUUUGCCGUUAUAGUGUUCCUUUUUUUCUUACUUGCUUAAUCAGCUUUUUUGUUCGACCCAUAGACCAUUUUGUAUUUGCACUUUUGUUCCUCUCUGUACAAAUUAAUGAAUUUAAAUUUGUGUUGCAACUCUUA